This is a messenger RNA of Indicator indicator, 597 nucleotides long. It is a transcript of the gene GUCA1B, whose product is annotated as guanylate cyclase activator 1B. Gene Ontology annotation, molecular function: calcium sensitive guanylate cyclase activator activity; calcium ion binding. The coding region runs from base 1 to 597 and encodes 198 amino acids. The transcript has 4 exons. Gene Ontology annotation, cellular component: cone photoreceptor outer segment; photoreceptor inner segment. NCBI's taxonomy places the organism in Eukaryota, Metazoa, Chordata, Aves, Piciformes, Indicatoridae. The record is from RefSeq and is a predicted model, not a curated record. Gene Ontology annotation, biological process: visual perception.
AUGGGACAGCAGUUCACCAACGCUGAAGGGGAGCAAACAGAGAUUGAUGUUGCUGAAUUGCAGGAAUGGUACAAAAAAUUUGUGGUUGAAUGUCCCAGUGGGACCCUCUUCAUGCAUGAGUUCAAGCGGUUCUUCGGGGUCCACGAUAACCAUGAAGCAGCAGAGUACAUUGAGAACAUGUUCAGAGCUUUUGAUAAGAAUGGGGACAACACCAUUGAUUUUCUGGAGUACGUGGCUGCCUUGAAUCUUGUCUUAAGAGGCAAACUGGAACACAAGCUGAGGUGGACAUUCAAAGUGUAUGACAAGGAUGGGAAUGGCUGCAUAGAUAAACCUGAGCUGCUGGAAAUUGUUGAAUCCAUCUACAAGCUGAAGCAAGUGUGUCGGGCCGAGGUGGAGGAGAGGACCCCAUUGCUCACACCAGAGGAGGUUGUGGACAGGAUAUUUCAGUUAGUGGAUGAGAAUGGGGAUGGGCAGUUAUCCCUUGAUGAGUUCAUUGAUGGGGCCAGGAAAGACAAGUGGGUGAUGAAGAUGUUGCAAAUGGAUGUCAACCCUGGGGGCUGGGUCACUGAGCAGAGGAGAAAGAGUGCUAUGUUCUGA